Molecule: messenger RNA, 1008 nt
Organism: Aspergillus niger
Lineage: Eukaryota; Fungi; Ascomycota; Eurotiomycetes; Eurotiales; Aspergillaceae
Exons: 2
Coding region: 1-1008 (335 amino acids)
Biological process (GO): secondary metabolic process
Source: RefSeq, a predicted model, not a curated record
AUGGUAGUCCUCGCCGAUAUCCAAUCCUCCAAUGCCCGGAUUGCUACAUCCCUUCCCCAGGGCAUGGUAGCUGUCUUUGUCGGAGCAACAAGUGGCAUUGGCGAAGCAACCCUCAAGCAAUUCGCUAAGCAUGCUACACGGCCCCGCGUCUAUUUUGUCGGUCGCAAACAAGACGCGGGUAACCGUAUCGUCGCCGAAUGUGAAGCCCUGAAUCCAGAGGGGGAAUAUAUCUUCAUCCCCGCAGACGUGAGCUUGCUCAGCAAUGUCGACGAGGUCUGUCGUAACAUCAAGACCAAGGAAAGCACUCUCAAUCUUCUGGUUCUCACGCCGGGAAUAGCGGCUAUACAUAGUGAAACACCCGAAGGACUUCGCAAGAUCACCUCCCUCCUCUACUUCGCCCGCAUACGCUUCAUCCUAAACCUCCUCCCUCUCCUCCAACAAGCCACCAGCCUCCGCCGCGUCAUAACUGUCGGGGCAGCCGGAUCCGAAGGCCCCAUCGACACCACCGACUUCGAAGGCAGAAAGGUGUCAGCCCCCUUUUUUCGCGGGCAUAUCACGUCAUUAACUACGGUGGCUCUGGAGACCUUAGCUGAGAAAGCCCCAACCGUAUCGUUCAUCAAUACUCACCCCGGAGCUGUACAAACCGGGAUAACCAGAGAGGUGGAUAAUCUCCGUAUGUGGAUUGUCUGGCUUGCUCUCCUGCUGUUCGGCCGUUGGGUCUGUAUCCCUGUGAUAGAGAGCGGAGAGAGACAUCUCUUUGUGGCUACGAGUGCGAAGUAUCCGGCGCGGGAUGGGGACGACGGGGUGCCGCUGUCGGAGAGUGUCGUGGUUGCGCGGGGUGUGGAUGGAAAGUUGCGAGGGGGUGUUUAUUGUGUUACCUCGGAUGGGGAGAGCUCGGAUAAUGCGAUUGAGGUUCUGAAAGGCUUGCGAGAAAUGGGCAUUGGAGAGAUUGUCUGGAGGUAUACGGAGAGUCAGUUCAAGCGGAUCACCGGGGGGCAAGCAAUAUAA